Messenger RNA from Mya arenaria, 1963 nucleotides. RefSeq lists its product as uncharacterized. The coding region runs from base 522 to 1151 and encodes 209 amino acids. The record is from RefSeq and is a predicted model, not a curated record. Lineage: Eukaryota; Metazoa; Mollusca; Bivalvia; Myida; Myidae. The transcript is spliced from 4 exons.
CGCAAUUCAUAACAGAUUUUCUACUAGUUGACAAGGAUGUCCCAGUAGAUCGGUUAGCUGCAGAUGACGCAGCAACUGCGAUCAACACCCCAUUCUGGGUAUUGAAAGAAUUUUGGUAUGCAUCACUAUGAUAUUCGUUUUAAACAUUAAAUAAUCCAGAAUUAAGAAGAUACAAAUAUAAAUUUGUUAUUGGUUUUGUUGAAGAAUAGUCCAGUCGAUUUACAUAUUUUCACCACCCUGUAGUUUAGAUGCCACUGCUAUAAAUAUUGGCCUAAUAAUCGGGCUAAUGUCUCGCAUCUAUAUGAUUCGCCCCUAUUUAAUGUACGACACGUUGGUACUGAUAGCAUUGCCGACAGGAUAAAACAAUUUAUUAAUGAUGAUCACAGAAAAUUAUAUUAUUAUUAUAAAUAUUGCUUUCUGUGAACACUCGGCGAAAAAAUUUCAACAAUUAUCCUCUAUGUAUUUAUUCCAAACAUAAUUGUACAAGUUUUACAACUUUGUUUUUUCAGCUGAAGAAAUGUAUGUCUGAUUUGUGUGGGUACUGUAUACUGAAUCCUCCAAGACUGCAAGAUGAUCUCUUUGAAGGUCUUCAUUUCCUCCCAGACCCAGUCGUAGAAAAUGGGGAAUACAAAGCAUUUGCGGACGUGCAUGGCACAGAAACUGAUGACACGGCCAGACCAAGUGCAAGGGCACAAGAACCAGCAUCAGAGAGGGACAAAACAUUAAAAAAACUUCUGGUUGCAACCAAAGUGAGAAACUUUGCUAUCUGCAGAGAGUGUGGCAAGUGGCGUGUGGUUUACAGUCCCAAAAAGCUUUCCCCUGCUGAAGGGAGGUCUGUAAUGCGGGUACAGGAAGAACUUGUGUAUGCAUGCGGAAAUCCAUUAUUUCAUGCUGGUGUGUACCAUAAUACCAUCAUUGUUAAGGAGGGAAUCAACUGUAAUUCUUUGAUGGAGUCUGCUUAUUAUGCAGGAAAAAGGAUGCAGUUUGUCGAUGUUUGCUUUCACUGUUGGGAUACGGAGCUGGCUGAAAACGAAGACCUCACACACACAAAAGAAGGGUUUGGCAUAGUUUGUCCGAUUUGCCAGACCUGUCUUGAGCAAGGAAAACCGGUGAAGACCAGGAAUGCAUUGAAAGUGAAAAAAAGGAAUUGACUACUACAUACAUUUGUUACAACAUAUGUAUGCAAGUGCUUGAAGCCUGUAAUAUAGGCAACUGUCAGAUAAAAUCGCAAUCUGUAACGUCUGAUGAUGAAAAUGAUGACAAUCCAAUGGCAGCUGAAAAUGUAAAUGAACACGUAAUCUCGGAACAUGAUGAUGACAUACCGAUUGUAGAAUCAUGCAACACAUUAGCGACUGGCUGCGAUUGUACUGCUAUGUGCUUGGACCCUAUUGACCGUGAAGCUGCCCAAGCCCAUAUUGACAAUAUAAGGCAGUAUACCAAGGACGAAAAAGACCUAUAUAUAAUGGGAGCAUUAAACCGGAUUAAUUCAUAUAAAAAACGAAGCCGGUAUGGUGACUGUCAGCGUACGCGAUACAACUAUAAGUAUAAUGAGGGUAAUGUUGUAUGCAAGAAAACAUUCAUGUGUGUGUAUGACAUUGGCCCAAAGAACCUCUUAAAACAUGUAAACAAGAAUGGAAAUGUUCCCCGUCAUUAUGGAAACCAAGACCGGCGGCCCAUUCAUGCAUUAACUUUUCAAGAAAUUGAAAAUGAAUCAUUUUUAAAGAAUGUUGCAGUUGAGUUAGGACUGCCUAUGCCUGCAGCACCCAGAGAGGGAGCCAAGGACGCCCCAGUUUUCCUCCACAGCUAUACCAAAAAGAUGAAAAUGCAUAAUUUAUAUGAGAAGUCAUGCAUUGAAGCAACCACAAGAUGUAUUUAAUAUAGGACAUUCUGCAGAUUGUUGCAUGGCUUUGUCUGUACAUGAAGGUUAAGUAGUACUAUGCAUAUAAAUCACAUUUAAAUUUAA